This is a messenger RNA of Tuber aestivum (summer truffle), 2573 nucleotides long. The record is from the annotation of a GenBank genome assembly. Lineage: Eukaryota; Fungi; Ascomycota; Pezizomycetes; Pezizales; Tuberaceae.
UCCUGUCGGGCACGGUGCAAAAGAUGCUCCCCGUUCCGCUCGUUAGAUGUUAGAUCUUUGACGUGUGAGAAGCAAGAAAGGAUCCCUGUGCAAAUCACGGAAGUGGACCCAUCUUUUUCCAGCAAUUCCGUGAUCUCCGAUUCCGGGCUCCCCGCUCAAUUCUUCAAGUCGAGUGAUGAGUGGGUCCAGUGAAACUCCAUCCAGCGUAUGAUAUGCAAUGGCUACAUGGUCGCGGAUUUGUACGGAGAUAUAAAUCCCAGUACCUGUUUCUCUGGGAAUUCGGAUCUCGGUAAUGUACGAGUAAUUAUGUUAGGGCUGGCUCGGUGGAGGGGGCAGAGGCACAUAUUUCGAGGAAUGGUGGAUGGUUUGGGGAUCGAGAAAGGACUAUUAAAGGGAAGAAGGAUCUCCGAAGAGGAAGAGAGUGCUGACGAUAUCCAGGAAGGAGGACGCUACCGUAUCACUCUGGGCUCCCUCCCCCCAUCCACCCCUACGUAACAACCCGAUUAAAUCAUGACGGUCCCGGCCUCAACCCCCCUAACUAACUUCGCGGCAUACACCCCUCCCAAUUCUACACAGCCACGGAUUGGACAUUUGGAUCUUGAUAGUCGGACAAUAACACCUCUCUCUCAUCAAUCGGGAACUCCUCUUACAAACCUCUACGAGGUCAUCGCAGCUGGCAAGAAUGCCCAAUUUAUCCCGACCUCCAUAUUCGAAUCUCCCCUCGAGCUCUCCUCUGUCACUCUUCUCCCACCGAUAUCGGGUCGGGAUGUACUGGCUGUAGGAAAGAAUUACGCCGAGCACGCAAAAGAGUUCAGUUCAAGUGGGUUCGACUCGAGCGACAAGGCUGACCAACCGACACACCCGGUCAUAUUCACCAAACGGGCCACAAGCAUUGUGGCAUGCGGUAGUGAGAUAUUCCCACACACAGGAUGGACAGAAACUUUGGACUACGAAGGGGAGAUUGGGGUAAUUCUGGGGAAGGAGGGGUUUGGAAUUCUAGAAAGCGAAGCUUUGGACUACGUUUGGUAAGUGAUAUUCCUCGACCCAUGUUCCUCUGAAAGUCUUGGAAGCUAAUGCCUGUUUGUGGUUCAGGGGGUUUACGAUCGUAAAUGAUGUAACGGCCCGGGAAAAGCAGAGGGAUCACAAGCAAUUCUUUCUUGGGAAGUCUGCAGACACAUUCUGUCCAAUAGUGAGUUAGCCCUCGGUCUUCUAAAUCCUCACCCAGACAUAGCCAAUCACUCACAACUACUAGGGGCCGAUUGCCGUACCAAUAACAUCUCUCCCGGACUACCAAUCCCUGCGAAUAACAACGAGCGUAAACAAUGAGCUCCGUCAAGACUCGAAUCUCUCGAAGCUAAUAUUCUCUAUCCCCACCCUCAUCUCCACCAUCUCAAGCGGCCAAACCAUCCGGCCAGGAGACGUGAUUGCAACCGGAACACCCGCAGGGGUUGGGAUCGGCCACGCCCCCCCAGCGUACCUAAAGCCCGGGGACGUCAUACAAGUUAGUGUGAGUAACCUCGGAACACUGACCAACAAGAUUGGCACCCCCGGCAAACGACCACCACAAAUUCUUCAGCAGCAGCCACCCGCCUCAAAGAGCGUUGUUACCCAAUUGACUACCCUCCGUAAUGGGAAGCAGGUCUAUGUUGAGCGCCACGGCGACAAAACCUCCUCUAACAUCAUUGUCUUUAUCCACGGCCUCGGUGCAAAUACGGCUUUCUACCACCCGUUAUUAUCACCAGCAUUACUAAAGCAUAACCUAAUCCUCUACGAUCUAGAAGGUCUUGGUCAGACACCCACAACAGCGAGUUCCAUCACCAGCAUACCCACCUAUGUUGACGACCUCGAAAACCUGAUGUCCUCUCUCCCCCUUCCCCCCGCCCCUAGGAUCUCCGUGGUAGCUCACUCCUUGGGCUGCCUCAUAGCCCUAACCUACGCCUCCAAACACCCCCUCCAAAACUUGAUUCUCCUCGGCCCCGUACCCAUACCCCUCAACCCAGCCUCUGCAGAACUCAUCCUGAAGCGCGCGAACAGAGUCCGUGCAGAAGGCAUGGUCCCAGUCACAGAAAUAAUCAUCUCUGGAGCUAUUUCGCGAAAGACUCGCGCGACAAAUCCCCUGGCUGUAACACUCAGCCGGUGCAUACUUCGCGGGAACGACGUGGAGGGCUACGCCAAGUGCUGCUCUGCGUUCGCGCGGUUCACAGGAGAGGGCAUCAAUUGGGACAGAUUGAGGGUCUCUGGUGAGAAGGUUGUCAUUGCGGGCGAUGAGGACAAGUCUGCACCGCUCAGCGCCACCAGGGAGACUGCUGAGAAGGUUGGGGCUAGGCUGGUUGUGCUCGAGGAGGUGGGGCAUUGGCUAGUUAUGGAGGACCUGGAGGGGGUUGGGCGGGUUGUUGAGGGAGUUUUUUGUUAGAACUUAGAAGUAUGCGGUUAGUCUCAGGUGGCUUACAAUGCGAAUAAACGUCAUGCCUAAGCUUGCUUACUAACCGACUAACUAACUUGCAGACUGAAGAUGCAUAAAAGAUAAAGUGUGUCAAAUCAGAUACGAGGCAAUAAAAUUCAAAUCCUACAGC